This is a messenger RNA of Prosopis cineraria, 1864 nucleotides long. Its product is annotated as serine/threonine/tyrosine-protein kinase HT1. The record is from RefSeq and is a predicted model, not a curated record. The transcript is spliced from 4 exons. Gene Ontology annotation, molecular function: protein kinase activity; ATP binding. Gene Ontology annotation, biological process: protein phosphorylation. Bases 496 to 1626 code for a protein of 376 amino acids. Lineage: Eukaryota; Viridiplantae; Streptophyta; Magnoliopsida; Fabales; Fabaceae.
GCAAAGAUCAAUCCACCACAUACCAUUGAUGAUGAUGAUGAUGUUGUUGUUGACGAUGCAAGAAACGAAGCUCGAGCCAAAGCUGUCGACCCAAAACGAUCUCUCUCUUCCUUUCUCUCUCCCCCUCCCUCUCUAUAAUCAAGAGCCUUUCACUUUUGAACCAAGCAUUCACGAGACUCUCCUGAAGUUUCUGCCUUUGACAUUCACCUUUUUGCUCCUAGUAGACCUAAUCCUCCUAUCUCAUCUUUCAUGCAAGGAGAAAAACCGUGAAAAACUUCGUCUUCUCCCACUCUUUCUCCGCCACAACAAUGAAAUUUCAGUACCGUACCCCCCUGGUUGAGUUUCUGGUUACUAUUGCACGCUCUGUGAUUCUUUAUCCAUCAGAAUUUUGAUACAACGGGCGUAUCUGUUUCGGAAUAAGUAUUAUUGACACAACUUCGGUUCAAUUCAAGGGUUCGUUGUUCAUCAAGCUUUUGGAGAAGAGCUUUUUAUUCAAUGGCGGGUUCCUGCUUCCUUGCGCUUCGCCUAAGAAGGUCGAGGAGUAAGCCUAUCGGGGAGCCCUCUUCUUCAACGAGGACCAAGCUGGAUUCUGACAUGGAGAAUAUGGAGAGGAGGAGAUUUGAUAGUUUGGAAUCGUGGUCAAUGAUAUUGGACUCCGAGAAUGUGGAAACAUGGGAAGCAUCUAAAGAGGAUCAUCAAGAGGAGUGGAACGCUGAUCUUUCGCAGCUUUUCAUAGGAAACAAGUUCGCUUCUGGUGCCUAUAGCCGGAUUUACCGUGGUAUUUACAAGCAGAGAGCCGUGGCUGUUAAAAUGGUGAGGGUUCCAGUACAGGACGAGGACAAAAGAGACGUGCUAGAGAAGCAAUUUAAAUCUGAAGUGGCUUUACUUUCACGUCUCUUUCAUCCUAACAUAGUGCAGUUUAUUGCAGCUUGUAAAAAACCACCAGUGUACUGUAUCAUAACAGAAUACAUGUCGCAAGGAAAUCUGAGGAUGUAUCUGAACAAGAAAGAGCCUUACUCUUUAUCUACAGAAACAAUACUAAGGUUAGCUCUUGACAUAUCUAGGGGCAUGGAGUACCUUCAUUCACAAGGCGUGAUUCACAGAGAUUUAAAAUCAAACAACUUGCUUCUCAAUGAUGAGAUGAGGGUUAAGGUGGCUGAUUUUGGCACAUCAUGUCUUGAAACACGAUGUCGUGAGACCAAAGGAAAUAUGGGAACAUAUCGUUGGAUGGCACCAGAGAUGAUUAAGGGAAAACCUUACACUCGGAAAGUAGAUGUUUAUAGUUUUGGAAUCGUGCUUUGGGAGCUCACAACCUCUCUUCUUCCCUUCCAAGGAAUGACCCCUGUGCAAGCUGCCUUUGCUGUGGCAGACAAGAACGAAAGGCCUCCAUUACCAGCAAGUUGUCAGCCUGCAUUAGCACAUCUGAUAAAGCGAUGCUGGUCAGCAAACCCUUCAAAGAGACCAGAUUUCUCUGACAUUGUGUCUGCCUUGGAGAAGUACGAUGAGUGUGUUAAGGAGGGCCUACCUCUUACUCAUCAUUCGGGUCUUGUCUCUCGAAAUGCUAUCAUUGAACGCUUAAAAGGUUGUGCUUCCAUCAUUUCCUCCUCUAUACCUGUACAUGCCUGAUUCCCCACUUUUCCUCUACCAGCUGUACUACUUACUCCUCCACUGUUGUCCCUCCACUUUAUAUUAUAUCUUUCAUAUUUUUAAGCUCAUAUCAUAUGUAUAUGUGUGUUUAUUACCUUCAUCUUUAUAGCCCCAUCAUGGGUUUUCCAUACAUGCUUGAUGUUCUUUAUUAACUGUACUGUGCAACUCUUCAGAAAAUUACAAGCUCCAACGAUGACUGAUAAAGAUAUUACAAUGA